Messenger RNA from Ipomoea triloba (trilobed morning glory), 847 nucleotides. RefSeq lists its product as uncharacterized. The transcript is spliced from 2 exons. Bases 84 to 548 code for a protein of 154 amino acids. NCBI's taxonomy places the organism in Eukaryota, Viridiplantae, Streptophyta, Magnoliopsida, Solanales, Convolvulaceae. The record is from RefSeq and is a predicted model, not a curated record.
AAGCAUACGAUAAACUUGAUUGGAACUUCAUUGAAGACUCUCUGUUGGAUAUCGAGUUUAAUGAAGUCUAGAGAAGAAACCUAAUGAAGUGUAUCUCCACACCAAGGUUGGCCGUGAGCUGGAAUGGUAGAACCUCAGACUGGUUUCAACCUGAAAGGGGAAUUAGACAGGGAGGCCCCAUCUCAUCUUUGCUAUUUCUUUUGUGUAUAGAAAGGAUUAGCUACAUCAUAUUGGAUUCUGUAAACAUAGAUGACAUGGUGCUUUUCGGGGAAGCUACUAUCGAACAAGCUGAUGAGAUGCUAAGAUAUUUGAGAGUAUUCUGUGAUCAUUCUGGCCAGAUGGCUAACGUCCAAAAAUCAUCCUUGUUCUUCUCAAAGAACACGGACGCAGAAUUGCAGCAAAAGAUAGUGGACCUAAUCGGCAUUCCUAGAGUUGAAGACUUGGGAAAGUAUCUAGGAAUCCCCUCAAUCCAUGGGAGAUUGAAGAAGGAUUCAUAUGCUGCUCUUAUUGAAAGAGUCCAACAAAGGCUUUACCUUCCGAAUUCUUAAGUACAUUGCAAGCUUGGAUCUUCCGAGACUUCACCUUCUGGUUUCUUAAGUACUUCUGAGCUUGGACCUUAUGAGACUUUACCUUCCAUAUUCUCAAUUAAGUACCUUUCGGGCUUGGACAUUCCGAGACUUAACUUAUGGAUUCUUAAGUACCUUCCGAGCUUUACAACUUUCUUAAGUAUCCUAAGACUAUUGUUCGAACUUAGCUACUUACAAGUUUAUUUUAACUUACCAGGGUGGUAACUUUGUCCUUGAAAUUCCUUUAGGAUUUACAAGAAGAUCUAGAUAACUUUAAAGUU